AUGUCGCGAGCUCAGCAGCCCCCCUCGUCGGGGUCUCGCAAGAUCUCGUUCAAUGUCAGCGAGCAAUAUGAUAUUCAAGACGUGGUCGGCGAGGGAGCCUACGGUGUCGUCUGCUCUGCCAUCCAUAAGCCUUCCGGCCAGAAGGUCGCCAUCAAGAAGAUCACGCCUUUUGACCACUCCAUGUUCUGUUUGAGAACUCUGCGUGAGAUGAAAUUGCUUCGCUACUUCAACCAUGAGAACAUCAUCUCUAUUUUGGACAUCCAGAAGCCGCGAAACUACGACUCGUUCACCGAGGUGUACCUCAUUCAGGAACUCAUGGAGACAGACAUGCACCGUGUCAUCAGAACUCAGGAUCUGUCCGACGACCACUGCCAGUACUUCAUCUACCAAACACUGCGCGCUCUCAAGGCCAUGCACUCCGCCAACGUGCUGCACCGAGAUCUGAAGCCAAGCAACCUGCUGCUGAACGCCAACUGUGAUCUCAAGGUCUGCGACUUUGGUCUUGCCCGUUCCGCCGCCUCGCAAGAGGACAACUCUGGCUUCAUGACUGAAUACGUUGCCACUCGUUGGUACCGUGCCCCCGAGAUCAUGUUGACUUUCAAGGAAUACACCAAGGCCAUUGAUGUGUGGUCUGUUGGUUGCAUUCUAGCUGAGAUGUUGAGUGGCAAGCCGCUCUUCCCUGGCAAGGACUACCACCACCAGCUGACCUUGAUUCUUGACGUCCUCGGAACGCCUACAAUGGAGGACUACUACGGCAUCAAGUCGCGUCGUGCUCGGGAGUACAUUCGGUCACUCCCCUUCAAGAAGAAGGUCCCCUUCAGGACCCUUUUCCCAAAGACCUCGGACUUGGCACUCGACCUGCUCGAGAAGCUGCUUGCCUUCAACCCUGUUAAGCGCAUCACUGUUGAAGAGGCACUCAAGCAUCCGUACUUGGAGCCAUACCACGAUCCCGAGGACGAGCCGACCGCGCCUCCGAUCCCCGAGGAGUUUUUCGACUUUGACAAGCACAAGGAUAACCUGAGCAAGGAGCAGCUCAAGCAGCUGAUCUACCAGGAGAUCAUGCGGUAA
Microdochium trichocladiopsis is the source of this 1068-nucleotide messenger RNA. RefSeq names its product mitogen activated protein kinase. Gene Ontology annotation, cellular component: nucleus; cytoplasm. The transcript has 4 exons. Bases 1 to 1068 code for a protein of 355 amino acids. The record is from RefSeq and is a predicted model, not a curated record. Lineage: Eukaryota; Fungi; Ascomycota; Sordariomycetes; Xylariales; Microdochiaceae. Gene Ontology annotation, molecular function: ATP binding; MAP kinase activity. Gene Ontology annotation, biological process: protein phosphorylation; intracellular signal transduction.